Messenger RNA from Drosophila takahashii, 1353 nucleotides. RefSeq names its product Syntaxin 1A (gene Syx1A). Gene Ontology annotation, biological process: intracellular protein transport; exocytosis; synaptic vesicle fusion to presynaptic active zone membrane. Gene Ontology annotation, molecular function: SNAP receptor activity; SNARE binding. The record is from RefSeq and is a predicted model, not a curated record. Gene Ontology annotation, cellular component: endomembrane system; synaptic vesicle; plasma membrane. NCBI's taxonomy places the organism in Eukaryota, Metazoa, Arthropoda, Insecta, Diptera, Drosophilidae.
AAAAAAAUAAAACAACAUAAUAUUAUUAACCAAAAAACGCCAGCCAAAGUGCCAGUUAAGUUAAAAUUAUACACUAAAAGUAAACCGAAAAGAGAGAGCUGCCAGCCAAAAGCGGAAAAUCAAUAAAAGGUCUCUCUUGCAAAAGUGGGAAAAACGUGCAAACAAGUUAAAAAGCAAAGCAAAAAAGCUGCAAAAAGGAAAAACUCCGCGCGCGCGUUUACACGUGUGGUUUAUGUGUGUGCGUGUUUAACGUUUAACUGCUAAUCGCAAAAACGCAAUCUGCGAAAACCGCGCAACGAAAGCUUACGUAAAGCUUACGGAAACCAAACCUUCAAAAACGAAGUAAAAAAAAAAACUAUAAACAAUAAAAUCCCAUAGAAAACCCCUUCAAAAACCCCUUAAAAAACCCCCCUACAACAAAGAUGACUAAAGACAGAUUAGCCGCUCUCCAUGCCGCCCAAUCCGACGACGAGGAGGAGACGGAGGUGGCCGUCAAUGUGGAUGGCCAUGAUUCCUACAUGGACGACUUCUUCGCCCAGGUGGAGGAGAUUCGCGGCAUGAUCGACAAGGUGCAGGACAACGUGGAGGAGGUCAAGAAGAAGCACUCGGCCAUCCUGUCCGCCCCGCAAACGGACGAGAAGACCAAGCAGGAGCUCGAGGAUCUGAUGGCCGAUAUCAAGAAGAAUGCCAAUCGCGUAAGGGGCAAACUCAAGGGCAUCGAGCAGAAUAUCGAACAGGAGGAGCAGCAGAACAAGUCAUCGGCGGAUCUGAGGAUCCGAAAGACCCAGCACUCGACAUUGUCCCGGAAAUUCGUCGAGGUGAUGACCGAAUACAAUCGCACGCAGACCGAUUAUCGGGAGCGUUGCAAGGGAAGGAUACAGCGUCAGCUGGAGAUCACUGGGCGGCCAACCAACGAUGAUGAGCUGGAGAAGAUGCUGGAGGAGGGCAACUCGUCCGUAUUCACGCAGGGCAUCAUCAUGGAGACACAGCAGGCCAAACAGACGCUGGCGGACAUCGAGGCCCGGCAUCAGGACAUCAUGAAGCUGGAGACUUCGAUCAAGGAGCUGCACGACAUGUUCAUGGACAUGGCCAUGCUGGUGGAGUCGCAGGGCGAGAUGAUCGAUCGCAUUGAGUACCAUGUGGAGCACGCUAUGGACUAUGUGCAGACGGCAACUCAGGACACCAAGAAGGCGCUCAAGUACCAGAGUAAAGCCCGACGAAAGAAGAUCAUGAUACUGAUCUGCCUCACUGUGCUGGGCAUCUUAGCGGCCUCAUAUGUUAGCAGUUAUUUCAUAAUCCAAGCAAGCAAGUAGCAUGCUCAUCAAGGCCUAUAAUCUGCAUUAUCUACACACA